This is a messenger RNA of Leishmania major strain Friedlin, 273 nucleotides long. RefSeq lists its product as hypothetical. The coding region runs from base 1 to 273 and encodes 90 amino acids. The record is from RefSeq and is a predicted model, not a curated record. NCBI's taxonomy places the organism in Eukaryota, Euglenozoa, Kinetoplastea, Trypanosomatida, Trypanosomatidae. The transcript has a single exon.
AUGCCGUGUGCUCUCGCCUUCUCGUGCCCUCCCACCAAACCGUCACCGCCCCGCCCUGUUGAACGCCCUCGGCGCUGUUCUCGCCCUGUGCUGCCCAUCGUUCUUCUCCAGGCAUUCGAUUGUCUGACAAGCGCAGGCAAGCGCGAGAAGCAUCAACGCGGCUGUUCGCCUCGUGGCGUGGGAAAGGUAGCAGGGACGAAAGGGGCCUACGAGCGAGCCGCGGCCGCGUGGGGACUGAUAGAAAUGCAACGAUGCCUACUCACAAAAAGCUGA